UAAUUCGUGCAGCACCAAUCGGUUAUAGCGUACGCCCGGACAACAGAGCAAAGGCUGGGUACCACAAUGACUGGAGAUGGCUUUCUUUUGACUCCGUGUGUUUAAAAGGAACUUUCUAUUUGCGGGAUUUUCUUUCCCUUUGAGCGCAAAUGCUCGCGCACGCAUCUAUAUCGCCAUUUUACCCCAGCCCGUGGCCCGGACGAGACAUGUUAUCGGGAGGAGACCCCGCCGCUUUUCAUCGGUAAGCGAAACGAAAUGAGCUCGAGUUCGCUUUGUGAGCCGUUAAAUAACACGAACGGCAUCCGUUGUAUGAUAUCCGGAUGAAACCCUGCGCAUUGCGGUGCGGUUUGUUUUCGUUUCGCCUCGUAUUUUGGAGCGUCGGGCAUCCCCUCCUCUCCCACGCAUCACCUAAUCGAUAAUCGAUUACAUGGACUUGGGGCAAAUGUCACGCUUUCUUCCAUGCCAUCAUCGCUGCAUGUGAUAAACUGCAGCUCUAUUUGAGACACCACUGGCUCUCCUGUGUCAUAAAUGAAAAACAAACCCUACCCUCUAAAAUUCACACCACCAUGGGAGAAGAAUGCUGGCUUUGGAAGGAAACACAAGUCUUGCACGAGAAGUCACACCAAAAUAAUAGCCAACCCUGGAAUUGUGAUGAAAGUGCUACGGCGGAAGAAGAUCAUCAUGUUCCUGGCGUAUUUUCUGCUGGUGGCUCUGACCAUGCUGAACCUGGCUAAUUACAAAUGGACCAAAGAGCCUCAGCAAUGCAACCAGCCGGUGCAAGGAGUGAACUUCCAAAGCAGAUCCGACAUCCGUUACCUUUACAAAGCCCCGCAGGUCAAGAAACGCCAGCUGGUGUACGUGCUGACCACUUGGAGGUCCGGCUCGUCUUUUUUCGGAGAGCUCUUCAACCAAAACCCCGAUGUGUUUUUCUUAUAUGAGCCUAUGUGGCAUAUUUGGCAGAAGCUGUACCCGGGGGACGCGGUGUCCCUCCAGGGAGCAGCCCGGGACAUGUUGAGCUCUCUUUACAGGUGCGAUUUCUCCGUUUUUCAGUUGUACAACAGUCCCGGGGGGAAGAACAUAACCUCUCUCGGACUGUUUGGGGCCGCCAUCAAUAAGGUCAUCUGCUCCUACCCCUUCUGCUCGUCCUAUAGAAAAGAUGUGGUGGGAAUGGUGGACGAAAAAGUGUGCAGAAAGUGCCCUCCGCAGAGCCUUCAGAUGCUGGAGGAAGAGUGCCUGAAGUACAACACGAUAGUGAUAAAGGGAGUUCGCAUUCUGGAUGUUAACGUUCUGGCUCCUCUAAUGGAGGACCCCUCUCUGAAUCUGAAAGUCAUCCACCUGGUUCGAGACCCCAGGGCGGUGGCGAACUCCAGGAUUAAAUCGAGACACGGACUCAUCCGGGAGAAUUUGCAAGUCGUGCGCAGCAGGGACCCCAAGCUUCGUCGUGUGCCAUUCGUGGACCCCAACCACAAAAUGAACAAAAAAGACGGCUCAGAUUACCACUCCAUCGGAGCCAUGGAGGUGAUCUGCGAACAGACGUCUAGGACUCUUAAAACGGCUCUUCACCCCCCCAACUGGUUCAAAGGCAAAUACAUGACGGUACGCUACGAGGACCUGGUGGAGAAUCCCGUUAAAACGGUACGGAAUGCAUAUCGCUUCGUUAACCUUUCAGCCAAUCACGAAAUCGAGGUCUUCGCCAUGAACAUGACGACGGGACCGAACGCCUCCACCAAGCCGUUCAUCGUAUCGUCCAGGAACGCGACGCAGGCGGUCAGCGCUUGGAGAACUGUGCUGAACUACCAGCAGAUCAGACAGGUGGAGGAGUACUGCCAGCAUGCCAUGUCCCUGCUGGGAUACCUGCGCGUUCGCACGGCCGGCGAGGCCAAGGAUUUGAGCAGACCGCUAUUGACAGUGCCCAAAAUAUGAACCACCGCCAAAGACGUUUCGAUGUUUUGCAUUUUGUG
Rhinichthys klamathensis goyatoka is the source of this 1961-nucleotide messenger RNA. RefSeq names its product carbohydrate (N-acetylglucosamine-6-O) sulfotransferase 2a (gene chst2a). Bases 529 to 1923 code for a protein of 464 amino acids. Lineage: Eukaryota; Metazoa; Chordata; Actinopteri; Cypriniformes; Leuciscidae. Gene Ontology annotation, biological process: sulfur compound metabolic process; carbohydrate metabolic process; N-acetylglucosamine metabolic process. The transcript has a single exon. Gene Ontology annotation, cellular component: Golgi membrane. Gene Ontology annotation, molecular function: N-acetylglucosamine 6-O-sulfotransferase activity. The record is from RefSeq and is a predicted model, not a curated record.